GCCGCCUGUCGUGCCGUCGCGGUGUGCGCGUGUCUCUAGUGCGAUAACAUCACGUCGCCUCGCUCACACGUCUCGCUUUCUCCUAACUACCUGCGGAGGUUAUCUUCAAUUGUUCGAGCACCUUCAUGAUUUACUACCAAUUUAGGCAGCACUUUGACACUUGUAUCCCCAGACAAACCUAAUGAUUGUGCAUCACUACUUAACCGAGGAGACUCACUGUCGCGCUGAAAGAGCAGUUUCUUAAUAAAUUAGGAGUUCCUGCUCUCACAUUGUGAUCAUGGCGCUGGUACUGUUCGUGUUCCUGGUAUGUGGGCUCACCACGACCACUGCUUCUCAGUUCCGCUUCACCCAAAGUUCCUACAACGUCAGUAUCCCGGAGCACUCUGCAAGGGAAACGCUGGCGACGACAGACCAGAUGGUGGGCGUCUUCGUGGGUGCAUCCGGGAGUAACGUGAGUUACCGCGUGGUGUCCGGAGACUCGGGUAAAUUGUUCAAAGUCGAGGAGCGCCUGGUCGGGGACUUUUGGUUCCUCUCCGUGUUUACGCGUUCGGACAGCCUCAACCGCGAAAGGAAGGAUAAGUACGUGCUAACUGUGAACGCCACUGCCACUUCCGGUCUUGAGGCGACAGCAAUAGUGACAGUAAACAUAGUUGACACUAACGAUCUCAGUCCGUUGUUCUAUUAUCCGGAAUACUCGACGACUGUCCCAGAAGACUUGCCGGUUCACAGUAGUGUAAUAAAAGUGUUCGCAGAGGAUGCAGAUUUGGGGCGUAACGGUGAGGUCUACUAUAGUUUCUUAGAAAUAUCAGAACAAUUUGCGAUUCACCCGGUGACAGGUGUGAUUACUCUAACCAGGCCUCUCAGGUACUCUGAGAGAUCAGUUUAUGAUAUGCAAGUACUUGCCAAAGAUAGAGGUAUUGACAUUAGAGGAGUUAAGAAACCGUUUAGUAUGACCAAAGUGCAAGUACUGGUGGCUCAAGUGAACCAACACGGACCGGAAAUCUACGUGUACCACCUUCCGGAGAUAUCUGAAUACUCUCACGCAGACGUAUAUGCGAUAGUGCGAGUUAUUGAUAGAGAUGACGGUGUCAACGGGGAAGUGCACAGUUUAACCAUUGUGGACGGCGACAACGACGGGCAUUUUAGGAUAACACCUUUGGGCAAGCAAACUGCGGGAGUGAAAGGGGAGGAGUUUAACAUUGAGAUUUUGAAAUUAGCUCACAACAGCAGCGUGUCGAACCGGUACAAUUUAACUCUGAGAGCAAUCGAUAAGGGUAAACCUGCAAGAACAACGUAUAUUUCAGUCCCUAUCAAAAUAAAAGAAUAUACGUUUAACAAACCAGUCUUUGAUAGGGAAAUCUAUGAAAUCGACGUUUCUGAAAAUACGCCGAUUAAUUCUUCAAUUAUAAGAUUGAAAAUUGACGACAGAGAUAGCUCCGAUAUUGGGCAAAUCUUUUUGGAAAUAGUAGGAGGUAAUGAAGCCGGAGAGUUUUACAUUAACCCGAGGACUGGUGUUCUUUAUACAGCUGUCCAGUUGGACGCAGAGAUGAAAACUUUCUAUACACUCACAGUGUCAGCCAUAGACCAUGGUACGGGAUGGACUAUGAAACAGUCCUCAGCUAAAGUAAAGGUCCAGGUGGUGGAUAUGAAUGACAACGAUCCUCAGUUCGACAGUUCUGACCUGGAGUUAUGGGUGAGCGAGAAUGAGCCAGCCGGAACCUCCACGGCCAAGGUCACUGCCAAGGACAGGGAUUCUGGAGAGAACGCCUAUAUUUCCUACAGUAUUGCUAAUCUUAAUCAUGUACCAUUCGAGAUAGACCACUUUACCGGUACGAUUCGCACGACGAAAGUCCUUGAUUAUGAGUCGAUGAGGAGAGAAUACAAUCUGUACAUCAGAGCAUCUGACUGGGGAACACCUUUUAGAAGACAGUCUGAAAUGAGGCUCAAGAUUCGAUUAAAGGACAUCAAUGACAAUAAACCGCUCUUUGAGAAAACCGACUGCGUAGGUUAUCUUCCUAGACAGGUUCCUAUAGACACAGAAGUCAUUACGCUUUCAGCUAUCGACUUGGAUGCCGGUAACAUAAUUAGCUACAGGAUAGCCUCUGGUAACGAAGACGGCUGCUUUAGUCUCGACGUGACUUCAGGAGUGUUAUCAGUGGCCUGUGAUUUGUCAGAUAUUGGUAACUCCGAGAGGCACAUCAAUGUAACUGCCUAUGAUGGAACUCACUUUGCUGACUUUGCGCGAGUUCACAUUAAACUCAUUAACUCAGACCGACCAAGAGACUUCCUCGUGAAUGGCGAGUCAGCGAGCUUCGACUGCAAAGAUCUUGGAGUAGCGAAAAGAUUGACAGAGGUAUUGGCCUUGGCUGACAAAAAUAACGGGCCGAAAAGUCGAGAAGAAGACGAAGUCACCUUGCCGAAUCGUUACGGAACAAACUCGCAUGCCCCUCAGCUAAUCAGCAUGCCCAAUGAGAUACAAAUCAACGAAUCCGUUCCCUUAGGAUUCACCGUGAUGAAAGUGAAAGCUGUAGACAGAGAUUUGGGAUACAAUGGAAAACUCAUAUUUGGCAUUACUGCUGGAGAUGUUGAUUCGACGUUCUCUAUAAACCAAGACACGGGGGACAUCCGGGUGACUGGUUACUUGGAUAGAGAACGCAGGGAAAGGUAUUAUUUAAAUAUUACUGUUUUUGAUCUCGGAAAACCUCAACUAUCUUGUUCCCGAAUGCUCUCGAUUUUUGUUUUAGACGUAAAUGAUAACGCACCUGUGUUUGACAAGGCUGUAGUGAGUUUCAAAAUUAAAGAAGAUACACUUAGUGGAACUGAAAUAUUCCGUUUUAAAGCGACAGACAACGAUUUGGGUGAAAACUCUCACGUCUGGUAUCAAAUAGUUACGGACACUAAAGAUUUCCAGAUCGACAGCAGGUCGGGAAUGCUUACCGUUGGUGGUCCACUCGACAGAGAAUCGAAGUCCUUAUACGAGUUGAAGAUUAAGGCUUCCGACCGUGCUUCGGACCCGAACGACCCAGACGCACUCCACUCGUACGCGCUCGCGCGAAUCGUUGUGGAAGACGUGAAUGACGAGGCGCCCGUGUUUCCGUCACAGACGUACCUGGUGAAAGCCCGUGAGGAUGUGCCGGUCGGGACGGUGGUGGUGACCGUGGACGCCUGGGACCCCGAUUUGGAAGAAGGAGGAAUUGUAAAAUACUCCUUGUCGCAGGCGGUCGGGGAUCUUCCUUUUAGCGUGGACUCGGAAACGGGAACCCUCAGGACGAAGGCACCCUUGAACUACGAAGAGCGCCAAAUGUACAGCAUAAUUUUAAGGGGUGAGGAUCAAGGGAGUCCUUCUCUGUGGGCCGAGGUGAACUUGACCAUCGAGAUCACUGACGUGAAUGAAAACGUGCAUCCGCCUCGAUUUGAUGAUUUCGCGUUUUCGGUACGAGUGCGUGAGAACCAACCCAUUGAGACUCUGGUGACGACUCUGAGAGCGACGGAUGCCGACCCUCCCGGAGAAGACUCCAGAGUGUCCUACCGCAUCGUGUCUGGAUCAGGUCUUGGAUUUUUCAACAUUGACUCGAAAGGAAACAUCUGGACAGAAGCUGUCCUGGACCGAGAGACUACCCCUCACUACUGGCUCACAGUGUACGCCUAUGACCACGGCGUGGCUCCACUCCAUUCUAGAGCUGAGGUGUUUGUGCUAGUGGAGGACCAGAAUGACAACGUCCCCCUGGCAGACAAGCCGGCCUACAGCGGCCACGUGCUGGAGAACUGCCCCACUCACACCUCUGUGCUCCGGGUGUCCGCCUCUGACGCCGAUCAGGGUCCCGGCGAGAGGAUCAGCUUUAACAUCACUGCCGGCAACACAGCCGGUCACUUCGCUAUAGAUGACACCGGUCUUAUAUACACGACCACGGACCAGAUCGACAGGGAAGAACAAGAAGAAUAUGUGCUCGAGGUAACACUGACGGACAGUGGGACACCACCCUUGUCCUCCACAGUUCAGGUCGUCGUGGUGGUGAAGGAUGAGAACGUUAACUCUCCACAGUUCGAUCAGACUCUGAUCUAUAGUGAUGGAGAGUUUUUUCAGGUCGUCGUGGUGGUGAAGGAUGAGAACGUUAACUCUCCACAGUUCGAUCAGACUCUGAUCUAUAGUGAUGGAGCGUUUUAUUUGCAGGUAACACUUACGGACAGUGGGAUACCGCCCUUGUCCUCCACAGUUCAGGUCGUCGUGGUGGUGAAGGAUGAGAACGUUAACUCUCCACAGUCCGAGCAGACUCUGAUCCAUAGUGAUGGAGUGUUGUGUUUGCAGGUAACACUGACGGACAGUGGGAUAACGCCCUUGUCCUCCACAGUUCAGGUCGUCGUGGUGGGGAAUGAUGAGAACUUUAACUCUCCACAGUUCGAUCAGACUCUAAUCUAUAGUGAUGGAGCUUUGUGUUUGCAGGUAACACUGACGGACAGUGGGACACCACCCUUGUCCUCCACAGUUCAGGUCGUCGUCGUGGUGAAGGAUGAGAACGACAACUCUCCACAGUUCGAUCAGACGUUCUACCACAUCAUGAUACCCGAGGUGCAGAGCAAGGAGUCUACAUUUAUCAUCCAGAAUGAAGUAGAUGCCAGUGAAUCAGACUUGGAGUUCGAGGCUUUAUUUGUCGGUGAGGCCUGGCACAGUUUGGACUCUGAUAACCUCACAGGCUACCCCGUGUUCAGGCUUCUAGCAGUGGACUCGGAUUGUGACAACAACGGGAAAGUUCAAUACCAGGUCAAAUCCAGCCACGAUCGUUUCAGCAUACACCAACACUCUGGGGUGGUGUUCGCUCAGCGCCCAGUCCUCGCCAACCACGACUUCGACCUCCUGGUGCGGGCCUCGGACCAAGGAUCGCCCCAGCGUCGCUCUACUGUGAGGGUGAGCGUGCACGUUGUGGGGCCUGGGGGUGACGGUCGACCCUCAACCCUCAGUGCACCGAACCCUCACUUCACCCGCGUCACGGAACUGGACCCUGAAGGUUAUCUGGUGGCUGUUGUGCAACCCCCUAUACUAGACGGCACCAUCAUCUGGUUCUCCAUAGUAGGAAACAUCUGGACAGAAGCUGUCCUGGACCGAGAGACUACCCCUCACUACUGGCUCGCAGUGUACGCCUAUGAUCACGGCGUGGCUCCACUCCAUUCAAGAGCUGAGGUGUUUGUGCUAGUGGAGGACCAGAAUGACAACGUCCCCCUGGCAGACAAGCCGGCCUACAGCGGCCACGUGCUGGAGAACUGCCCCACUCACACCUCUGUGCUCCGGGUGUCCGCCUCUGACGCCGAUCAGGGUCCCGGCGAGAGGAUCAGCUUCAACAUCACUGCCGGCAACACAGCCGGUCACUUCGCUAUAGAUGACACCGGUCUUAUAUACACGACCACGGACCAGAUCGACAGGGAAGAACAAGAAGAAUAUGUGCUCGAGGUAACACUGACGGACAGUGGGACACCACCCUUGUCCUCCACAGUUCAGGUCGUCGUCGUGGUGAAGGAUGAGAACGACAACUCUCCACAGUUCGACCAGACGUUCUACCACAUCAUGAUACCCGAGGUGCAGAGCAAGGAGUCUACAUUUAUCAUCCAGAAUGAAGUAGAUGCCAGUGAAUCAGACUUGGAGUUCGAGGCUUUAUUUGUCGGUGAGGCCUGGCACAGUUUGGACUCUGAUAACCUCACAGGCUACCCCGUGUUCAGGCUUCUAGCAGUGGACUCGGAUUGUGACAACAACGGGAAAGUUCAAUACCAGGUCAAAUCCAGCCACGAUCGUUUCAGCAUACACCAACACUCUGGGGUGGUGUUCGCUCAGCGCCCAGUCCUCGCCAACCACGACUUCGACCUCCUGGUGCGGGCCUCGGACCAAGGAUCGCCCCAGCGUCGCUCUACUGUGAGGGUGAGCGUGCACGUUGUGGGGCCUGGGGGUGACGGUCGACCCUCAAUCCUCAGUGCACCGAACCCUCACUUCACCCGCGUCACGGAACUGGACCCUGAGGGUUAUCUGGUGGCUGUUGUGCAACCUCCUAUACUAGACGGCACCAUCAUCUGGUUCUCCAUAGUAGCCGGAGACCCCAGAGAAGAGUUCAUCAUCGGAGUCGACUCAGGAAGUGUACAACUAGCCCGUCAACUGGACUGUGAGACGCAGAAUCUGUACAACCUCACAAUCAGCCUGUCUGAUAGUCAUCGCACCGUAUACACAUACUUGCUGGUGGAGGUUGUCGACAGUAACGAGUUCAGGCCAGAAUUCUCUCAGGCAGAGUUCGUGGUGACGGUAGACGAGAGCGUGAGGCCGGGCACUUCACUGGUCCACGUCACCGCUACAGACAAUGACGUCACCAGUCAGCUCAUCUAUAGUGUGCACAACAGUCGCAGCGUCACCAGUCUCGAGCUGUUCGACCUGGAUCACGUGACUGGUCUACUCACUGUGGCCCAGCCUUUGGACAGGGAAAGCAUAUCAGAGCACAUCCUGACCGUGGUGGUGUCAGACUCCAGCUCCCCAGUGAAGCGCAACUUUGCCCGUGUCAUCGUCCAUGUGACAGAUAGCAAUGACCACGCGCCGCAGUGGUCUGGCGGUGUUGUCCAGGCUGUCGUGCUGGAGAACGCUUUCGUGGGCUCCAGAGUCGUCACCGUGGUCGCCACUGACCGAGACCACGGCGCCAACGCUGCAGUUACCUACGCUAUAGUAUCAGGCAAUGUUGGAAAUUAUUUCUCCAUUGACGCGGUGAUGGGGGACAUAUCGGUAGCUCGAGAUCUGGACUGCGAGGAGGCGGCGGAGUUCAACCUGAUUGUGAGGGCUGUGGACCAGGGCUCCGCCCCGCUGGCUAGUACCCUGCCCGUCUUUGUCACUGUCAGGCAGUCAGACCAUGCUGCUCCCAGGUUUGAGGAGAUCCGUGCCGUGGCUGAGGUGGAGGAGAGUGUAGCCGUGGGUUGGAUAGUCUGGCAAGCCCGAGCUCGCAGCGCUCUCUCCCUCACGUAUGAUAUAGAGGAUGGCAACUCCGAUAGGCACUUCACCAUCAACCCUACUACAGGAGUUGUCUCAACCCAACACCCCCUGGACUACGAGACUAGGCCAAGCUACAAUCUCACUGUGUCUGCUACAAACAUGGCCGGAGUGAGAGCGGAGAUCGGUCUGGUGGUGGACGUAGUGGACUGCAACGACAACUCCCCUCGGUUUCUAGAGACCGAAUACCGAGGCAGAAUAUCCGAGGACGCCACUCCAGGUUCUCUGGUCCUCACGGAUUCUCGGAGCCCUCUCGUGGUGAAAGCCGAGGACGCGGACUCUGCUAUCCUCCAGUACGACAUCGUGGAGUCCGUCCCUAGGAGGAUCUUCUACAUAGAUCCAUCCACAGGAGCAAUCCGCACCCAAGGCCAGUUGGACUAUGAGGAGACCCAGUCCGUGACGUUUCACGUCCAGGUCCGGGACACAGGAUCUCCCCAACUGUCCGGUCGGGACCUCGCCAAGGUCUGGGUUCAGGUCACGGACGUCAACGAUUGUCCGCCACACUUCUCCCAGACAGAGUACAAUACUACAGUCCUGCUGCCCACUUUCAACAAUGUCUCUAUUGCCCAGGUACAAGCGAGUGACUGCGACUCCCCGAAUAUAACGAAGCUGGAAUACUCCAUAGUGACCGGAAACUACGAGAAUGUCUACGCGAUGUCCGGCGACUCUGGCCUGAUCUCUCUGAAGAACAAGUCUCGAGGCAUUCACAAGUCUCCUCACCGCCUCAAAGUUGCCGUAUCUGACGGUCCCCACACGGCAUUUGCGUUUGUUAACAUAAAGUGGGAGUGGAGCUCCGAGUCGACACUCAAGUUCCAGCAGGACGUGUACGAAGCGGCUAUAGUCGAGAACUCCACCAAGAUUGUAACAGUGGCUGUGGUGUCAGUGGUGGGGGCAGAGUUAAACGAGCACGUGGUGUUCUCCCUGCUCAACCCCUCACCACUGUUCCACAUCGGCCCCACGUCGGGCGCCAUUCAGACCACCGGGCUACGCUUCGAUCGUGAGCACCAGGACCACUUUCAGCUCAUCGUUCAGGGUCGCAGCACGACAGCUGGUGCAGAAGUGCGGGUGGCUCAGACCCUUGUGAACAUCAGUGUGCUGGACAUCAACGACAACUGCCCUCUGUUCGUGGGGUUGCCGUACUAUGGGACUGUGCCUGUGGAUGCGGCCAAGGGCGAUGUCAUCACUAAGGUACACGCCAUCGACCUGGACUCCGGGGAGAACGGGGAGGUGAGGUACGAGCUGAUGCGAGGCCAUGGUGAGCUGUUCCGCGUCCACCGCAAGACCGGAGAGGUCAUACUCAAGCAGCCCCUAGAGUCUCAGGUCCGAGAGUACCAGCUCAGCAUCGCUGCCUACGAUGGAGGCAUGACUCCGUGCUCCACCGAGGUGUGGGUGCACCUGACCGUAGUAGACAGGACACUGCCGCUCUUCGACAAGCAGUUCUACACCGCUGUAGUACCGGAGGAUGUGGCUGCCCACACAGUGGUGCCUGUGACCCUUGACACCCACGUCCCACACGGCAUGAAGCUCUACUACUCCAUCGUGGCCGGGAACGAGUACGAGAUAUUCACCAUCGACUUUGGUUCAGGUGUACUGAGGGUGGCAGACGAGUUGGACUUCGAGGAUGCCCAGGAGCACAGCCUGACUGUGAAAGCUACCGAUCUGCAUUCUGGAGUCUCAGCCGAGACGCUGGUCAAAGUCAAGAUAACCGAUAUAAACGACUGCCAUCCAGAAUUUCCAGUAAACAUGUACCACACUACAGUGUCUGAGGCGGCUGCACCUGGCUCGUUUGUUAUCAAAGUUUCAGCAUCCGAUAAAGAUACAGGUCAUGGAGGUGUAAUCCGCUACUCCUUAAAGACGCUGGAGGGCUUGACCUCAGACCAUUUCACAAUCGAGCCAGAGGACGGGUCUGUGUACCUGAAGAAGAGCCUGGAUAGAGAGAUCCACAGUUCCCAUAAACUGGUGGUGGUGGCUACAGACACAGGCAUCCCUAACCUCUCCACAUCCGUUCAUCUGUGGGUCAAAGUUCUAGACACAAACGACAAUCCUCCACAGUUCGCCCGGUCCGUGUUCGUUUCCCAACUAUCGUCUGAGGCGGUCAGAGGCCAGUUCGUCUGCAGAGUGCAGGCGAGGGACCCCGAUCUGGACCGUCUGCAGUACAACAUCGUCUCCAGGGGCCUCCAUCACAUGUUCUCUAUAGAGGCGGACACAGGAGUGUUGCAGCUGAUGAAGUUGCCCAAGUCGCUGCCAGUGUCGCCCCUAGAGCUGAACGUGUCUGUGAGCGAUGGGGUCCAUAUGAGCUUCUGUACAGUUGCCGUGGACCUGCAGCACGCUGACCAUGGCGCCCCUGUGUUCCUCGCAGAUCACUAUGAGAUAACCCUACCGGAGAACAUGGCGGAACCUAGCUUCCUGGUCCUGGUUGCUGCGGAGGAUACGGACUCGGAGGGAGCUAUAGAAGGGGAAGUCACGUACUCUCUUCCUUCCGACAAGCACAGAAGCAUGGUCAGCAUAGAUCCAUUGACAGGACUGCUGAGGAGCAAGAAGGCACUGGACAGGGAGAAGCGAGCCCUGUACGAUAUCCUGGUGAUGGCCUCUGACACCUCUGGCCAUGUAGGGUUCACGUCUGUCAGACUGACGGUUACAGACGUCAACGACAACUCGCCCAAGUUCAUGCUGCCGGAGUACCUGGCUUGUGUGCCGUCCAACCUCACCGUCAACUCGGCAUUCCUCAAGGUGCGCGCAACUGACGCAGAUAAGGGCCCAGCUGCGCAGGUGACGUACACCCUGCAGUCCCCACAGGACAGCGAGACACAUCAGCUGUUCAGUGUUCAUCCUGUCAGCGGCACUCUGUACCUACAGCAGCCUGUACUUUCUCUCGAGGGCCAAGUGUACCAGUUCUUUGUGAGAGCGGCAGAUAGAGGUUCACCUUCACUCCACUCCGAUGUCCCUGUCAGAGUCUACAUCAUGGACUUCACCGACGAGCUCCCGGCCUUCCAGAGGACAGACGAAACGUUCUUCAUUCCCGAGGACGCCCCGUUAGGUUACAACGUCACACAGUUGGUCCUCAGCUCUCCACUACAGGUGGAUUACCGUCUGCUGGCUACCGGCUCUCAGUUCUCGGUCAGCCCAGACGGUUGGCUCUACCUGUCCGCUCCCCUGGACCGGGAGGCGGUGGCUCUCCACACUCUGGGGGCGGUGGCGCAGUCCCGAGCCGCCCCCAGGCUUGCCACCCUCGACACCAUUACCGUCGUCGUACUCGACUGUAACGAUAACCGCCCCAUGUUCCACUCCGCACUGUACCGGACUGCCGUGGCAGAGAACGUCGCAGUCGGAACCUCGAUCAUGCAAGUGGAGGCGGAAGACGCUGACGAGGGAAGAAACGGCGAGGUGUACUACCUGCUGGAGGGCGAGGGUGUGUUCACCAUAGACACGUACACGGGCUGGGUGGUGACGUCAGGGGCACUGGACCGAGAGCUGAAGACCUCCUACAACCUGACGGUGGUGGCAGUGGACAACGGCAGUCCGGCACUCAGCAGUUCCACCUCUCUCCUGGUAGAUCUCAUAGACUACAACGACAACCCUCCGGUGUUCUCCCAGGAUGUCUACACUGUUUCUGUGAAAGAGGAUCUGGAGGAAGGCAGCGAGGUACUGCUACUAGAAGCCUCGGACUUGGACUCAGAUUCAGUGCUCAAGUUCUACAUCUCGGGCGGAGAUCCAGAUCUGCAGUUCGCCAUGGAUGAAGCGGUCCCCGGGGUGAUGUACCUGAGACGGGGGCUGGAUCGGGAAUUCCGAGACAGCUACCGGUUGACAGUAUUGGUCUCCGAUUCAAAGUUCAUCGCUACAGCCCAGGUGGCACUGCACGUCCUGGAUGUUAAUGAUGAACGACCCUACUGUGUACAGUCGCGGUACUACGCCACCCUGGCAGAGAAUGCGGCACCCGGGACUUUCGUGCUGACCGUAGCUGUGGAGGACCCCGACCUCCAGCCCUCCGUCUCCUUUCACCUGGCGGGAGAUGGCGCUGACCACUUCUACCUCCACAAGGAGAAAGGAGAAUUGAAGACGAGCAAGUUGUUGGACCGGGAGACGAUGCCCAGGUACUCCCUGAAGGCCUACGCGUACGACGACAGCUAUCCCGAGUGGGAGUGCGUAUCGUACGUAGAGCUGACGUUGACUGAUGUGAACGACAACGCUCCAGAGUUCCAUCUGGCCAGCCACAAGGUUUCGCUGUCAGAGGAUUCGGCUGUUGGUGCUUUCAUUACUAAACUGACUGCCGUGGAUGCAGACAGAGGAGUAAACCGGAAGAUCCGCUACUACUUGGUGAACUCUGGGGAGAAUCACUUCGAGGUUGACAAGGAUUCCGCCAUCGUGCGCCUCGCAAAGACUCUGGACCGCGAGGCCCAAUCCAUGUUCACCCUCAUCUUGAAAGCCGUGGACUCGGGCAUGCCUCAGCUCUGGACUCUCACCACACUCCAGGUAACAGUGCUGGAUGUUAAUGACAACCCACCGGAGUUCCUUUCGCGCAGUUAUGCCAUCACGGUACCUGAGAACAUCUCUGUCAGCUCGGAGAUUGUCAAAGUUGACGCCAUCUCUAAAGACACUGGAGUCAACGCACAAAUCAUCUACACUAUUGUAGAGGGUAACGAACAGGGGAAGUUCGACCUCCACCCUAUUACUGGAGUGAUCUCAGUGGUACAGCAGGUAGACUACGAGCAGACCAAGUGGUACCUGUUGACUGUUCUGGCCACGGACCAAGGGUUACCCCCACUCAGUAGUCAGACCACUGUAAACAUCACCGUCUUGGACAGUAACGACAACGCUCCUGUCUUCUCCCAGACUGCAUUCUCCGCUCAGGUCCCUGAAGACGUGCAAGUGGGAGAAAUAAUUUUAAAGCUGGAGGCUGCGGACCGGGACAGUGGACCCAACGCGAGAGUGGGAUACUCUCUGGAGUCGGGAGACUCUCUUCACCAGUUCAGUCUGGAUCUGAACACUGGAGAGUUGUCGGUGGCCAAAACUUUGGACAGAGAGUCUAUCGCAGAAUACAGCUUAACGAUCCAGGCCUCUGACUUCGGCUCUCCUCAACUGAGUUCUACUGUCUUCAUCAGUAUAAGUGUCCUGGACGUAAACGAUAAUCCGCCAACACUGACCCAAGACAACUACACGUUCUUUGUCCAGGAGGACAAAAUGCCAGGCUGGGCUGUGGGUCAGAUGAUUGUGUCUGACGUUGACACCUUCCCCAACGGAGCUCCGUUUUCCUUCAGCAUCUUGUCCGGCAAUGCUGACCUGGCUUUCCGCGUGGUAUCUGACGGCACUUUGUACACAGCAGCUCGCCUCAGCACGCGAGCUCGCUCUGUGUACUACCUGCAGGUUCGCGUGGGUGACAGCGGCUUCCCUCCCCUGCACACCGACUCUUGGAUCACUGUCAAGGUUAUAGAGGAGUCACAAUUUGCACCGACAGUGUUACCACUGGAGGUGUUCAUCAUCGCCUACCAGGAGCGAUGGCCCGGAGGUGAGAUCGGUCACCUGAUAGCCUCGGACCAGGACCCUUAUGACACGCUGGUGUUCGCGAUGGAGCCGAGCCCACCAGGCCAGGGACAGUUCUCGGUGGAGCCUCGCCGUGGAGUUCUGACCGCCGGUCCCAUGGUGGAUGCUGGCCGCUACCGCCUCAACAUCUCUGUGUCUGACGGCAAGUUCACGACGUACACCACCGUCACCGUCCACGUGCUGCCUCUCUGGGAGGACAUGCUGCAGCACAGCGUCAGCAUCAGGUUGCGGAGUAUGACGGCCCAUCACUUCGUGCUGCGGCAGUGGAAGAGCCUGGUGCAGCUCCUGGAGUCAGCGUUGCUGAGGCAGGUGUCACUGACCAGUCUGCAAGCUGUGGCUCACGGUGACCUUGACAUACUCUUGACCAUCACUGGGGGGGUGGAGCUGGCGGUGCUCAGCGAGGCUCUACAGUCCGCUGGAUUGAGCGGGGCCAACUGGUCAUGCGACUGCCACAACGGCGCUCUCUGCCGCCAGAAGGUUCAGAUACAGCGGGACUUGGUGUUCACAGUGGCCACAGACCACCUCAGUUUCGUGUGUCCUGGCCACUCCCACCAACUCUACUGCGCCUGCAACCUCGGCUAUGGAGGUGAAUACUGUGAGGAGAUUCUCCCGGGCGGCGACUGUGGGUGUCCUCCUCCUCAGGGAUGUAUGCCCCAGGCGGGGGCCCCAGGGGGCUACAUCUGCGUACCCCCCUCCUGCCCUCCCUCUCACUCUUGUCCUCCCGCCGUCACCGCCAGCAUCCACUGGGAGGAGCUGGUGGCGAUCGUCGUGGCAAUCCUCAUAGUCUCGUGUCUUGUACUCGUAUUCGUCCUCUACAGACGCUGCCACCGCAUCAGUCCUGGGAACAGGGUGGACAAGUCGGAACUGAAUCACGUCAUCAAGAGAACCUCCAAACUCAGUAACCUCCAGGUUACACAGCCCUCCAGGCCAACGUCGUACACGUGCAGUUCUAACAACGAGGUUUUCUCAGCCGUGGCGCUCAACAACGCCGAGAGAGGGACAGCGGAGUCAGACAACGUGCCGCCAGACUACAGGCGCAACCUCAUGAGUCCCCAUCACAAGAUCAACAACGAUUUAAAACAAACUGCAGACAUCCCCCUACACCAGGUUAUACCCGCAGAAGAUGAUACAAGAACGAUUGGAGGAUUCCACUGGGAUUGUACGGAGUGGUUGCAGAACGGCGAUGUCCACACAACCAUCCUGGGUGACUCUUCCAGUUACCAUAGCAACGAUAGCUGUCUCACAGGUGACCCUGCUCGGGAACUAGCGACCCUGGACACCAAACUGAACAGCCAAGAGGAUCAGGUGAUCCCGUACGGGUUUCCCAGCAGUCUGGACGUCUGCUCGUAGCCUCCUCCACGCUUUCGGUUUCACUCGUGUACCUGCUUAUUUAUCCUGAACCAAUUCGCUAUGUAAAUCCUUUACAAAGUAGAAUAAAAGACUGAUGGGUUAUUUGAGGAAUUGUUCAGAUUUAAAGGUGUAUUUUAACAUUUUGUAUUGCUUAAUUAUUUUGUUCUUCAUGUUUGGAAAAGUCUUCUUUACUUAUACUGUGCCAAAAGAAGCUUUUAUUGAGUUACGAAGCGAAUUGAUAACCUUAUAAAGCUGUAUUGACAGAGAUAAAUAGAGUUUAUCUUUUACCAUUUCAAAAUCUAUACAUAAUCAAAAAUUUCUUACUUCUUAUUACCUUUUCCUAGAGUUGUUUCAAAUUUUUUUCAUUACGAUCUUCGAUUUUGGGUUAAAUCAAGUUAAUUCAUAACAAAAACACCUAUGUUGUAAAUAGGUUUUGUAAUAACUCCAAAAUGCAUUAAAAGGUGCUUAGCAAAACCAUUGAAAAUUUACAGAUUCUUCCAUGAGCUAUCUUCAAUCCAUAAGCAUUUCCAAGGCUGAUUACUGAUUAUGCUAAAAACGAGUAUUUUUUAUUCUGGGCUACACCUUAAGGUAUAUUUUUACCAGCAUUUCAUAGCUCGUGUUUUAAUUGUUAUCCGUAUAUUUCGCUCUAAUCUCAACGCAUUGUGUUAAGUAUGAAGUAACGCACAUUUUGUAAGCCUUUUACAAGGUCGUAAAAUCAGUGGUAUAAACAGUUUACUCGUACUUUACGAAAGUUUAAACAAAAGUCAUUUCAGUUGAUUUUCCAGUAAUAAUUUUACUCAAGAUUAUUUUUUCCAAUAAAACUAUGAGUUUUCAUUUUGACAUUUAAUAGAUAUUUAGGUUAGAAUUUAUUUAGUGUAGAUUUUUAUUUCUUAACGCAGUAAAUGAGAGUCGAGUAAACUGUUUUCUAGAAUUAAGUUGUAUAAAUAACGAUUAGUUUUUUACUGUCGUUUAAGAAGUAACCGUAAGGCUUGUAGUAAUAAUUUCACUUAAAUACAGAAGCACAAUACAAUACAAUUAACAUAACAGGGUUUUCCGCUCGUGGCCAUCAAUGAACAUUAUAGUGAUGUGUUUCCGAUGUUCCUAUUAGUGAAUAGGAACAUCGGAACAAUCGAUGUUGCGUUUAGUAUUUUAUGAAAUUCUAAUAAACAUAAACUUAUAAGCUUAUGGCUGAACACGAUAUAUAAGCUUAUAAUUGAAUAAUUUCAAUAUUUAUACUGUAAUCUGGUAACAAAAUACCAAUAAAAUCAGUAACUUAUUAAUUUUAAUACUGGAUUUAUAAGUAUUUUUAAUUUUUUCACUGUAUGGAUUUCGUCAGCUCCUGUGAGGAAAUAGUGUUUACGUAUAACUAGACCUUUACACCCUACUCUACCUAAGUAUGAGGUUUUUACCCGCAAGCACAAAAUUACUAUUGUGAUUUUUAUCUAAUUUACUGACCUGAACAUUGUGCUACUAAAGGGACUAUUUUUAUAAGUGAUGUAAAUGUUAGAAAUACAUUUUCAUUAUAAUAAAUAUA
Messenger RNA from Homalodisca vitripennis (glassy-winged sharpshooter), 15431 nucleotides. Its product is annotated as fat-like cadherin-related tumor suppressor homolog. NCBI's taxonomy places the organism in Eukaryota, Metazoa, Arthropoda, Insecta, Hemiptera, Cicadellidae. Gene Ontology annotation, cellular component: plasma membrane; cell-cell junction. The record is from RefSeq and is a predicted model, not a curated record. Gene Ontology annotation, molecular function: calcium ion binding. Gene Ontology annotation, biological process: homophilic cell-cell adhesion.